This is a messenger RNA of Coregonus sp. 'balchen', 9965 nucleotides long. The record is from the annotation of a GenBank genome assembly. Lineage: Eukaryota; Metazoa; Chordata; Actinopteri; Salmoniformes; Salmonidae.
GUCUCUGAGUGCUGUGCCACGCCCUACUCCCUGCUGGGCCUGACGUCUGUGGUGUCUUACCUGGCCCUGGGGCUGCUCAGCUUCACCAAGUUCUACCUGGGGGGUUACACUGCAGUACAGAAUGACAACGUGAUGCACAGGUGAGCUGGGGGUUGGGUUACACAUAGGAGGCGUCUAGGACCGAGGCCCAAAUGCCCUAUGCCCUAUGCCCUAUGUAGUGCUCUACUGGGGCCCAUAUUCAAUCUGUAUCGGAUAUUCUUCACCAGCAGAACCGCUGCGUUCCAAAUGGUACCCUAUUCUCUUUUGCCUCUGGUCAUAAAACAGUUUAGUGUUUAGUGAAUAGGGUACCAUUUGGGACACUGGUGAAGAAUAUUCAAUACAGAAUUCAGCAAAACUACUUUACUCUGUUUCAUUAUGUGGUUGAAUGUCUCUCAGGACCAUCAUUACAAAUAUUAUUGUGUGUCUGUGUGUCUGUGUGUGUGUCUGUGUGUCUGUGUCUCUGUGUGUCUGUGUGUCUGUUUCCUCUGUGUGUGUGUGUGUCUUUGUUGUGUCUGUGUGUGUGUGUGUCUCUGUGUCUGUGUGUGUGUCUGUGUCUCUGUGUGUGUCUCUGUGUGUGUGUGUGUGUGUGUCUCUGUGUGUCUGUGUGUGUGUGUGUGUCUCUGUGUGUGUGUGUGUGUCCCCACCAGAGGUGUGGCUGAGGGUGUAACGUUGCUACUGCUGGCUCUCCAGACGGGUCUGUUAGACAUGCAGGCUCUGCAGCGCACCUUCCUCCUCAGUAUCAUCCUCUUCGUCGUCAUCACCUCCACUCUGCAGUCCAUGAUAGAGAUCACAGACCCCAUCAUCCUGGCCCUGGGGGCAUCUAGAAACAGGUACAGUCUAAUCCCAUCAUCCUGGCCCUGGGGGCAUCUAGAAACAGGUACAGUCUAAUCCCAUCAUCCUGGCCCUGGGGGCAUCUAGAAACAGGUACAGUCUAAUCCCAUCAUCCUGGCCCUGGGGGCAUCUAGAAACAGGUACAGUCUAAUCCCAUCAUCCUGGGCCCUGGGGGCAUCUAGAAACAGGUACAGUCUAAUCCCAUCAUCCUGGCCCUGGGGGCAUCUAGAAACAGGUACAGUCUAAUCCCAUCAUCCUGGGCCCUGGGGGCAUCUAGAAACAGGUACAGUCUAAUCCCAUCAUCCUGGCCCUGGGGGCAUCUAGAAACAGGUACAGUCUAAUCCCAUCAUCCUGGCCCUGGGGGCAUCUAGAAACAGGUACAGUCAACAUCCAAGCUUAAGAGCAUUCACACAUGUUCUGGCACAAAACCGAUGUAAUUGCAAAAUCAUAUGUAUCGUUGUACACACAUUUACUCACAACUAGUCACAGCCAACAGGUCCAAUGGAAGUUUCAGUCAUUUAGCAGACUUACAGUAGUGAGGGUAUACAUCUUUCAUACCUUUUCCUACUGGUCCCCCGUCGGAAUCGAACCCACAACCCUGCAAGUGCCAUGCUAUACCAAGUCAGGGCUGCUGUCCUUAAUGGUAAUGGCCAGUGAUGCCCUUCCUCUCUCGCUCCUCUUUGUGCCUAUAGGAGUCUAUGGUGAUGAUGUCUCUCUCACUCUCUCUGAGCUGGUCUCUCUCUCUCUCUCGCUCUCUCUUCUCUCUCUCUCUCUCUGGUCUCUCUUCUCUCUCUCUCUCUCUAUCUCUCUCUCUCUGGUCUCGUCGACUCUCAUUAUCUAUGUAUCUUCUCUCUCUCUGGGCUUGUCUCUCUCUCUCUCUCUCUUCUCUCUCUGCGGUCUAUCUCUCCUCUCUCUCAUUCUGGUCUCUAGCUCUCUCUUCUCUCUCUUCUCUCUCUCAUCUCUCUCUCUCUCUAUACUGGUCUCGCUCUCUCUCUCUCUAUCUCUGGUUCUUCGCUCUCUCUCUCAUCUGUCUCUCUCUCUUCUGGGCUUGUCUUAUCUCUAUUCUCUCUCUCUCUCUCUCUCUGGUCUUCUCUCUCUUCGUCUUCUUUUCUCUGGUUCUCUCUCUACUCUCUCUCUCUCUCUCGUCUCUGGUCUCUCUCUCUCUCUUCUCUCUUCUCUCUCUCUCUCUCUCUCUCUCUCUCUCUCUCUCUCUGGUCUCUCGCUCUCUCUCUCCUCUCUCUGAGCUGCUCUCUCUCUCUCUCUCUCUCUGAGCUGGUCUUUCUCUCUCUCUCUCUCUCUCUGAGCUGGUCCCUCUCUCUCUGAGCUGGCCUCAAUUCAAUUCAAUAGACUUUAUUGACAUGGCAAGUUAAAUUACUUUCAUGUCAAAGUAUACAUAUAACAAAAAUGGUGGGACCAACAGCAAUAAUAAUAGUAGUAGUGGAAAUGGGAUUACCAUUAACAGCAACUACAACAACAAUAUUAAUGAGAAUAACAAUACAUUAAAGCAAUAGUAGUAGACCAGUCUCAACAUGACUGAGAAGACACAUGGUAUGAAAGACAAAACUAAACUAAACAGGAAAUAUUAUUGACAUCACAUUGCACUUUUCACUGGCUGUCCCUCAGGUUGUGGCAGGAGGACACAUAUUUGGCUGCCAAAACUGCACAUUUUGUAUUUUCACCCAAUAAAUAUUUGAUAGUUUCAAAUUCUUUGUACUGAAUGAUAAUUUAGGGAAAGAAAGAUUCUCUUAGGUCUGUGUAUUUGUCACAGUGUAAUAGGAAAUGCAGCUCUGUCUCUACCUCUCCCGGGGGGCAGAGUGAGCACAGCCUGUCCUCUCUGGGCAGCCAGGUUUGCCUGUGGACGACCGGUCUCUAUAGCCAGACUGUGCUCACUGAGUCUGUACCUAGUCAGUGUUUUCCUCAGUUUUCUAUCAGUCACAGUGGUCAGAUAGUCUGCCACCAUGUACUGUCUGUUUAGAGCCAAAUAGCAUUGAAGUUUACUUUGAUUUUUUGUGGUGUCUUUCCAAUAGGUGAUAUAUUUUUCUUUUUGCUUUGUGAUGAUUUGGUUGGGCCAGAUUUUCUGAGUGCUGUCCUGAGGCUCUAUGAGGUUGGUUUUGGUUAGUGAACUGAGCCUCAGAACCAGCUGGCUGAGGGGACUCUUCUCUUGUUUCAUCUCUUGACAUAGUAGAGCUGUGUGAUGGAAUGUUUUGGGGUCACUUGUUUUUAGAUGGUUGUAAAAUUUGAUGGCUCUUUUUUCUAUUUGAAUAAGGAGGGGGUAUUGGCCCAAUUCUGCUCAACAUGCGUUAUUUUGAGUUUUUCUUUGCACUUGCAAUACAGUCUUGCAAAACUCUGCUUGCAGUAUUUCGAUUGGAUGUUUGUCCCAUUUGGUAAAUUCAGUAUUAGAGAGCGGACCCCAUACUUCGCUGCCAUAUAGAGCUAAUUGGUUCUAUAACUGAUUGGAACAUUUUGAGCCAGAUUAUCUAUCUCGCUCUCUCUCUCUCUCUCUCUCUCUCUCAAUUUUCAAUUUAAGGGCUUUAUUGGCAUGGGAAACAUAUGUUAACAUUGCCAAAGCAAGGGAAAUAGAUAAUAAACAAAAGUGAAGUAAUCAAUAAAUAUUAACAGUAAACAUUACACUCAGAAGUUCCAAUGGAAUAGAAACGUUUCAAAUGGCCUCCUGUAGCUCAGUUGGUAGAGCAUGGCGCUUCCGAUUCCCACGGGGGGCCAGUAUGAAAAAAAUGUAUGCACUCACUAACUGUAAGUCGCUCUGGAUAAGAGCGUCUGCUAAAUGAUGUAAAAUGUAAAAUGUAUAUACAGUGUUAUAAUGAUGUGCAAAAUGUCUCUCUCUCUGUCUCUCUCUCUCUCUGUCUCUCUCGGUCUCUGUCUCUCUCUCUCUCUCUCUCUCUGUCUCUCUCUCUGUCUCUCUCUCUCUCUCUCUCUCUCUGUCUCUCUCGGUCUCUCUCGGUCUCUGUCUCUCUCUCUCUGUCUCUCUCUGUCUUUGUCUCUCUCUCUGUCUCUGUCUCUCUCUGUCUCUCUCGGUCUCUCUCUCUGUCUCUGUCUCUCUCUGUCUCUCUCUCUGUCUCUCUCUGUCUCUCUCGGUCUCUCUCUCUCUCUCUCUCUCUCUCUAGGAGUCUAUGGAAACACUUCCGAGGUCUCAGUAUGUGUCUGGUCUUGCUGGUGUUCCCAGGAUACAUGGCAUAUCAAAUCUCCCAGUUCUUCCACAUGGACUUCUGGCUCCUCAUCCUGGUUUCCAGCUGCAUGCUCACCUCUCUGCAGGUUAGACCCACUCCCAUAACUGUAGUCAUGUCUUUGUCUUCAGCUCUUAGUAGGCUCUGUUCUCUUACCCGUAAGAAAUGAAUGAAACCACGUUCAGUCUAGAAAUGAAUGAUAAACGUUGUUGUUCCAUCUGGUCUCCUAGGUGACAGGUACCCUGAUGAUCUACUCACUCUUCAUUGGUGAGCUGUUCUGUACUGACCCUAUAGACAGCCUGGACGAGAUCAUCUAUUGGGUCAAUGCAGGUAACACAAGAUACCUGUCCUGUACACUAAAUGUCCUAUCUCACUUCCUGUAAUAUCCUGGCCUGAACACCUGGCUGUACGCACCUGUUCCCGAUCACCGUCCUGUAGGUACCUUUCCUGUACUCACCUGUCCUUAGGGCCCUUUCCUGUAACAGUCCGAACCUGUUGUACCACCUGUCCUGUAAACUUCCGACCUCCUGCCUGUACCCCGGGCCUGCCAACUGUUUUAAAUCCCCUUUGGGGAAACCCUUUCUUCCCCCACCUUCCUUUAAGGGUACCUUCCCUUGAAUCCCCGCCCUGAUUCCCUUUCCCCUGUACUCACCUUUCCUGAAACUGUCUGUCCCUACCGUCCUGUUCCCUGUCCUUAGGAAACCUGUUUGAAAAACCACUGCCUGAAAACCCUGUCCGUCCCCUUUCCCUUUGGGGGAACACCGCCCUGUAUUUUUGAACCCCCCUUUUUAUGUUACCUGUCCUGCCCCCGGUAGGCCCGGUCAUUCCUUAUACCUUCUGUAGGUCCCUUUCCCUGUCCUUUCCCUUAAAAAAGGGAACCUUUAAAAAAAAAAGGGGCCGGGAAGGAGGAAUUUUUUAGGGGGGAAGGAAUGGGAAAAGCCGGGGGACGGGGGGAAAAAAAAAAAAAGGGGAAAAAAAAGGGGGAAGGGGGUUGGAGGAAAGGGGGGAAAGGGGGAGGAGGGCCCCCCAAACCCCCCAAAAGGGCCGCCGCCCUCUCCGUCCUUACCCCCCCCUUCCUUUCCCCUCCUCCCUCUUUUUCCACCCCUUUUUCUCCUCUCCUCUCCUUCGGGUCCUUUUUGGGAAAAGCGUCCGAGGAACCUCCGGGGUCCUUCCCCUGUUUUUUUUAACCUUCCCUUCCCCCCCUCCCUCCCUUGGCCCCCUGUCCUUUUUUUUUUGGGGGCCUGUUGGGGAAAACCUGCCGGAGGAAAAAGGGGGGGUUUUUGGGGGGGGGGCCCCUUGUACUCCCUUUCCUCUCCUUCCUUUUUUGGGGAAAACCUGGUCCUGGCCCGGGUGGGGAACCGUCCUGGGGGUCCCGUCUUUUUUGGAGGAACCCCUGGGGAAGGAGCCCGGGCGAGAGGAGGGGCCCCGCCUAGCGCCCCGGGGAAAAAACCCUGUGGGGAUUUGUUUUUAGGCCGGGGCUUUGGGGGGGUUUUUUUCCCCCCCUUCUUUUCCCUUUUUCCCCUUUUGGGCCGCCUUUCCCCUCUCUUUUUUCCCCCUUUCCCCUUCCCCUUCCCUUUCCCCCUUUCUCCUCCCCUUCCCCUCCUCUCCUUUUGGGCCCCCCUUCCCCUCCCCCUUCCUGUUCCUGUCCUGCCCGUCCUUUCCGUCCAAACAUUUGCUUUGUUAUCACGUGACUUUGCGAUCCUGCUUUUUUGGGCCCUUUUUACGGACUGAUGAGAUGGGGUUUGUUGUCCUAGUUACUAUUUAAGAAAAGGGCACUUGGUAAGAGCCUUAAAGACUAAAAGUAAAUGUCCCCCCCGUAGCCGCGUGCUGGAGUUCGUGGUGGCCCUCUGCGUGGUGGCCUACGGGACCUGGGAGUCACUGUAUGGGGAGUGGAGCUGGAUGGGGGCCUCCAUCAUCAUUAUACACUCCUACUUCAACGUGUGGCUCAGAGCCCAGACCGGCUGGAGGAGCUUCCUGCUUAGACAGGAAGCAGCCAAGAAGAUCAACUCCCUCCCCCGGGCCACGGCCAAUCAGUUGCAGCGACACAACGACGUUUGUGCCAUCUGCUUCCAGGUCAGUCAUUAAACACAGUAUGGUACCUUAUCCCCUAUGGAGCCUGGUCAAAAAGUAGUGCACUACGAAGGGAACAGGGUGCUAUUUAAGACAUCUCUAUGCAUGUCUGGUCAUGGGCCAUCUGCUUCCAGGUCAGUCAGGUUCAUGCGUCAUGGUGGCUCGUGGUCCUCUGUAGCUCGGCUGGUAGAGCCAAGGUAGUGGGUUCGAUCCCCGGGACCACCCAUACACAAAAAUGUAUGCACGCAUGACUGUAAGUCGCUUUGGAUAAAAGCGUCUGCUAAAUGGCUUACUAUUAUUAUUAUUAUUAUUAUUAUUAUUAUUAUAAUAGAGGGUGGUGUCUAUACUGGUCAAUGGUUUAACCUGUUCUGUCAAUAUGUUUAGGCUACCAUAAUAACCCCAAUAAAUGCACCAUGAACUCAAUGAUGAUAACAUCAAUCAUGCAUGAUUUCUCCCCAUAAAAAAAUAGGAGAAUUUUCUAAGCCAGGUUUAUAACUAAUAGUUACCGCGUUACUUUUCUCUUCAGAGCAAGGGCCGACCCGCUCGUUAGGCAGGUUUAGGAGGUCGCCUGUGGUGGCAGAUUGACGAGGGGGGCAUUUCCUGACCUGAACUGACCAAGACGCACCUCCAACAACACAUAAAACCCCACAUAAUUCUGCCCCAAAAACAAUAACAAUUUCUCCCAACCAGUGGCAUAUGGGCUUUUUAGGUGAGCGCUGAUGCCGCCCUGUGAUGAGCAGUGCCCACUUUGUCAAAGGCAGGGAAGCAAAAUAUUGAUCUAGUCCAUUCCCAGUAAGCCUCUCCAGGGAAGCAAAAUAUUGAUCUAGUCCAUUCCCAGUAAGCCUCUCCAGGGAAGCAAAAUAUUGAUCUUGUCCAUUCCCAGUAAGCCUCUCCAGGGAAGCAAAAUAUAUAUCUAGUCCAUUCCCAGUAAGCCUCUCCAGGGAAGCAAAAUAUAUAUCUAGUCCAUUCCCAGUAAGCCUCUCCAGGGAAGCAAAAUAUUGAUCUAGUCCAUUCCCAGUAAGCCUCUCCAGGGAAGCAAAAUAUUGAUCUAGUCCAUUCCCAGUAAGCCUCUCCAGGGAAGCAAAAUAUUGAUCUAGUCCAUUCCCAGUAAGCCUCUCCAGGGAAGCAAAAUAUUGAUCUAGUCCAUUCCCAGUAAGCCUCUCCAGGGAAGCAAAAUAUUGAUCUAGUCCAUUCCCAGUAAGCCUCUCCAGGGAAGCAAAAUAUUGAUCUAGUCCAUUCCCAGUAAGCCUCUCCAGGGAAGCAAAAUAUUGAUCUAGUCCAUUCCCAGUAAGCCUCUCCAGGGAAGCAAAAUAUUGAUCUAGUCCAUUCCCAGUAAGCCUCUCCAGGGAAGCAAAAUAUUGAUCUAGUCCAUUCCCAGUAAGCCUCUCCAGGGAAGCAAAAUAUUGAUCUAGUCCAUUCCCAGUAAGCCUCUCCAGGGAAGCAAAAUAUUGAUCUAGUCCAUUCCCAGUAAGCCUCUCCAGGGAAGCAAAAUAUUGAUCUAGUCCAUUCCCAGUAAGCCUCUCCAGGGAAGCAAAAUAUUGAUCUAGUCCAUUCCCAGUAAGCCUCUCCAGGGUGCUGUUGGAGAAACGCAUCGCUGCGGCGCUCCACCAACAUUUCCGUCCCCAAAAAUGAAUCUAACAUAAAUCAUGUAGCGGAUUUAGGAUAUGGUAGAAAGAGUGUGGCCUUUUCUGACACCUACAGACUGGAGAUAAAAUGGAUGAAUAUGGAAUGAGACACAUUAAAAAAAUUAAACAUUAGGGAGAGUUAGCCUACAUAUAACCCCCCUGGGCGGCAGGUAGCUUAGCGGUUAAGAGCGUUGUGCCAGUAACCGAAAGGUCGCUGGUUCUAAUCCCAGAGCCGACUAGGUGAAAAAUCUGUCGACGUGCCCUUGAGCAAGGCACUUAACCCUAAUUGCUCCUGUAAGUCGCUCUGGAUAAGAGCGUCUGCUAAAUGACUAAAAUGUAAAAUGUAAUGAGACGGACACUUUUUACAUCAUGCAGGUUUCUAUGAUCAAACAGCCUGAUCUAAAUGGCGCCCAAUCAAAAAUAAACGUGCUGACAUGUUAACAAACAACGUAUCCUAAAAACAGGACCGGUCAAAGUAACAUGGACGAUAUGGAAUGCACAAUCAGGCUACUCACAACUGCUGUCCAGGAGUUUCAUCCCGUGGGCUAAACUGUUAUGAUCAGUGGUUUCAAGUUUGUAUCCCUACAUUUUUGACAAGCUGAUCAUAGUGAAAAAAUCAAAUACUUCUGCAUUUCCCGCUGUGUAAACACAUUAAUUCUUAUUGCAAAUAGGCUCAGGAUAACUCCUCCUGAUAAAGUUGGGUAGCUGAUAUUCAGAGCUUAAAUAGCCAAACGGAUUAGUCACAUGAAUCAGGACUAGUGAAGUCAAUGCAACUGCCUGUUUUACAAAUGGUGGGUCGACCACAUGGAUGGGCAUUCAUAACAUUCCAUUGUGGGCUGACAUGGUAGGCUAUACACCGGUAAGCACCGACCGAUGCAGACGUCUUUUUUUGGUCCUGUCCAGACCGGCUGUCUUUUUUUGGUCCUGUCCAGACCGGCUGUCUUUUUUUGGUCCUGUCCAGACCGGCUGUCUUUUUUUGGUCCUGUCCAGACCGGCUGUCUUUUGUUGGUCCUGUCCAGACCGGCUGUCUUUUUUUGGUCCUGUCCAGACCGGCUGUCUUUUGUUGGUCCUGUCCAGACUAGCCUUGAUUUCCACGUCGACUUCCAUGUCUAUGUCUGGUUCUGAUAUUGUCUGGUCUGGACCGGCCUUGAUAUGUCUGGUUCAGGUUUUGUCUGGUCUGGACCAGCCUUGAUUUGGCCCAAAUGUAGAGUUCUAUAAAUUACGUUGUUUCAAAACCAAAAAUUAACCUGAUUUCAACUUCCGGAAAAUAUGUAUUUUCAACUUUCAUUCAGAACAUAAAUAUAACGUUACUUCGACGUCUGGAAAAGACGUCUUUUAGACGUCUUUUUUUUGUAUUGCCGAGGGCAGCAGAACGGCCAGGACCGGCCCUGGUUCAGAGAGUUGGUUAAAGAUGUUUCUGGGAGAGCUUGGAGAGAGUUUUGAGUUUAGUUAGUUCUUGUUAGUUCAUUUGAGUAAUACACACAUUUCCUCUUCUACAGGAAAUGAGCUCAGCCGUGCUGACGUACUGCGGACAUUUCUUCCAUGGAAACUGCCUGCGUAAGUGGCUCUACGUCCAGGAGACUUGCCCCAUGUGCCACCAGGCCGUCGGCCCCACCCCGCCAGCCCCAGCCCCAGCCCCAGCCCCAGGCCACGCGGCAGGAGACUUCCAGGCUGCUCCUCCGGCCUCCAGAGGGACUGAGCCAGGCCGGGCAGCGGAGAGGAGAGGCUCCAGAGACCAGCCUCCAGCUAACCUGCCACCCCCAGGCUCCCCAGAUCAGCAGGAGGGGGCAGACAGCCUGGGAGAGGGGGCAGACAGCCUGGGAGAGGGGACAGACAGCCUGGGAGAGGGGGCAGACAGCCUGGGAGAGGGGGCAGACAGCCUGGGAGAGGGGGCAGACAGCCUGGGAGAGGGAACCAGUGGUUUAGAUAGAGGACAGACCAGGACGCCCACGUAGGAAGCCUGUCCAGGGUCUUCACUUCAGCUCCACCGGGGGACUUUGUAGGCUUGGUCAGCCCAGGCUCCAGCUGCUCUUCUGGGGGUAGUCCUAGUCCAGGGAACCAGAGCCUGGAGCCUUGGGAUGGAGCACAUCCUACCAACAGGUACAACGGUGGAGGGGUUGACUGCAGAAUCAAAGGACCGUUAGUGCAAUCUACUCCCAGAGAGCAGAACGGCAGAGUAUUGACUAGAGUGAAUGGGGCUACACAGGAACUGCAGGAC